AUGAUCCAUUUCCUUGUUCUGUGUAUUGCACUGCUGUGCACUCCGGCAGCGGCUUUCCCUAAACAGGAUGUAAAAACUUCAUGCAGCACCAGCAGUAUUAGCAAACUCACAAUCAGUACGAGCGCAAAAACUUCAUUGCCCUGGAUCACUUCUGCUCGAUCAGCUUCGACUUGUGCCUCGACAAGCUUCACACCCCACUACAGUGCAUUCAGCUAUACUCAAGUCAGCAGCAAUCGCUAUGCCACUCCCAUUGCCGCGCCGGUCACAUUUGCCAGUGCAUUUGCACCUGCUUACUCCAAGGCCAAGUCGCUACUGCCUGCCAAUGUCACCUACACGACUUACUCGCUGAACCCCAAGGCUACCACUAGCAAAGAUGGCAUGUAUGGUCAGAGUGCAUAUGCUGCUCUAUGGGCAGAUUACUCAUACAACAAUACCGUCCCAUUCACUACAACAGUGUCGCCUACACCUGUACCCACGAGCGAACUUGUUUACCCUCCAGCUCUGUAUUCUGCAUGUCCCGACGCAGAUGCUUGUCUCGACUGCUACAAGUUUGACAAGAACUUCAUCUGGGGUGUUGCAGGAAGUGCGUGGCAGAUUGAGGGUGCACUCCAGCAGGAAGGCAGAGGACCUGGCAACCUCGACGGUCUCGGGAACCAAGGCCCUGGUGGUAUGCCCAGCGGUAACGACUCUGUGGAAGCAGACAUGAACUACUACCUCUACAAGCAAGACAUUGCAAGACUUGCUGCCAUCGGAGUUCCGUACUAUUCUUUCUCGAUUUCUUGGUCGCGAAUCGUGCCUUUCGGUGUGGCAGGCAGCCCAGUCAAUACGCAAGGAUUGGAUCAUUAUGAUGAUCUUAUCAAGACUUGUCUCCAGUAUGGCAUCAAACCUAUCGUCACGCUGGUUCAUGUGGACGCGCCAACGUCAAUCAGUCUGGACAAGAACUUCACCGCCGACUACUUGUACUAUGCCAAGCAGGUCAUGGCUCGCUAUGGUGAGCAUGUUCCUUACUGGGUUACUUUCAACGAGCCGAACAUUGGAAUGCCAUAUUCUUUCCAAACGUACAAUGGACUGACAAAUAUUCUCAUGGCACAUUCUGCCGUAUACAAGUGGUACAAACAGAUCCUUGGUGGGACUGGACAAAUCACCAUCAAGUUUGCCAAUAAUCUUGCUGUUCCGCGCGACCUGAACAAGAGCUCUGAUCUGAGGGCAGCAUCGCGCUACCAAAAUUUCAUUCUCGGCAUCAUGGCUAAUCCCUUGUUCCUUGGAAAGCAAUACCCAUCAGAGGUUUUGGCCACGCCCAAUCUGAAUUUGACAGCUUUGACAGCGCAGCAAAUCUCAUACAUCAAUGGCACGAUUGACUUUUGGGCAUUUGACCCUUAUGUCUCGCAGUUUGCCUCUGAGCCAGCCAAUGGGUUUGAGAGCUGUAUCAACAACAGCAGUGACCCGCUCUGGCCUCGAUGCGCUGAUCUCACAGAGAUCCAGCAGAAUGGGUGGCAGGUGGGCCAGAAGUCAAACGACUACGCAUACAUUGCACCUCAAUAUGUGCGUCAGCAGCUGGGCUACGUGUGGAACACUUUCCGCCCUUCUGGUAUCCUGAUCUCAGAGUUCGGAUUCAAUCCGUUCAUGGAGUCGAAGAAGACGCUCGUUGAGCAGCUCUACGACCUUGAGAGAUCAUUAUACUACGAGGGCUUCUUGAAGGAGACGCUAAAGGCGGUGCAUCUGGAUGGAGUCAAUGUCAUCGGAGCAUUGGCAUGGAGUUUUGUUGAUAACAAUGAAUUCGGAUCCUAUGCGAACCAGUAUGGCCUUCAGACUGUCAACAGGACGAGUGGAAAGUUCGAAAGACACUACAAGAGAAGUUUCUUCGAUUUUGUCGACUUCUUCCAUAAGUAUGUCGCAGCUUAG
Aureobasidium musti is the source of this 1902-nucleotide messenger RNA. The record is from the annotation of a GenBank genome assembly. Lineage: Eukaryota; Fungi; Ascomycota; Dothideomycetes; Dothideales; Saccotheciaceae.